Molecule: messenger RNA, 2248 nt
Organism: Thecamonas trahens ATCC 50062
Lineage: Eukaryota; Apusomonadida; Apusomonadidae
Product: WD repeat-containing protein 91
Exons: 2
Coding region: 1-2127 (708 amino acids)
Biological process (GO): early endosome to late endosome transport
Cellular component (GO): early endosome membrane; late endosome membrane; extrinsic component of endosome membrane
Molecular function (GO): phosphatidylinositol 3-kinase regulator activity; protein binding
Source: RefSeq, a predicted model, not a curated record
AUGGCGCAUGCGGUGCCGCAUGUGGACGAGCUGCUUAGGGAGUACCUGCUCUUCCGUGGCUUUACUGAUGCCCUUGCCGACAAGGCCAAGGGCUUCUCGGUGGACAAGAUCCUCACAGAACUUCAUGCCCUCGUCUCUGCUCACAACCUUGAUGGUCUCGUUGAGUUCUGGGACUUUCUGCAGACGUACUUUUUCUCCCGGCUGGACUCGUCCAUGACCACUGCUGUCGAUGCUCUCGAGACUGCUCUCCUUCGUUACUUUCUCGUCCAUGCUGUAGAGGCUGACCGCCGCGAUGUUGUCUCGUCCUUCUUUACGCUCUUUGGCGAUCGUCUGUUUGCACAGGCCACCGCCCCGGGCUCGGGCCUUCGCCGUGGCACUGUUCUGGUUCCAGGCGCGGCCGCGCGUGGAAGCGCCCUCGAUGACGGUGGAUCAAGCGGCGGAGGCGCCAUCGCCGGUGAGGUGCCGAGCGAGCUUCGCAAGGGCGUGGUCGGGCAAGGACGCGCGGCAGGCGACUCCGGGCAGUCGUCGUCAUCGCUCGUCGACGUGCUGUACGUCGGAUCGGGCGGGGCCGACUGGCUCGAGUGGUUUGCCCUGCCGGUCCUUGACAACCCGCAGGCGCACCCGACAUUCAAGCCGUACUUUUCCAAGGCUUGGGUCGACAACUUUGCCGUCUCGCUCGCCAACUUUCUCAAGACCGUCUUCCAGGCCAUCCCACUGCCCAAGCUCCUCGCCUUUAACCAGGAGCGGCUGCGCCGGCAGGCGCUCGAGGCGCAGGUCCGCUCGCUCCAGUCCGAAGUCCAUCGGCUGCGCGCCCAGCUCCAGACUGCCUCGUCCGAGCUGGCGGACAUGGACCGCAAGCGCAAGGUGGCCUCGACAAUCCGCGUCCAGCGCGUCGAGACCCACGCCGCGGAGCGGUCAUCGCGCCAUUCCAUGGCCAUUGGCGCCGCUAGCCGUGUGGUCGAGUCGGCUCGCCCGCGCGCGGUCUCUGGCGCCUCGCGCGGAGCGCUCAGCGGCUCGGAUGCUGUGGUGGAGGAAGUCGUUGCUUCGCCGCAACCCGAGCCGAUGGUGGCGGCAGCGGCAGCGGCAGCGACAGGAGGGGUUGCUAGCAGGCACAGCGCCGACCCUGCUCCGGCCACCCGCGAGAGCCCGCUGCCUGGCGGCGAGGAGCCGUUCAUUGUGCUCAACCAGGAGGUGUUUGCCGAGCACAAGGCGCCGAUCACCAAGUGUCUGUUCUCGGCGGACGGCUCGUCGAUUGCAUCGGCGUCCAAAGAUGGGACGGUUCGGCUGUGGACGUUCUCGUCGUUCCCGUCGUCCCGCAACGCGGUGAUCCGGUGCUCGGCACCGGUGCUCUCGCUCGAGUGGGAGCCAAUGUCAGACCGGCUGCUGCUCGCCGGCACGGCACAGCGUGAGAUCAAGCUCUGGUCGGUCAACGAGAAAAAGGAGCUGUACACGCUGCUGGCGCCUGCACAUGUUCCGCGGGUGACAACGCUCGCCUGCUCGCCGUCGUCGCAGCUGUUUGUUGCCGGGCUGGCCGGCAAGGCAGCGGGCGGCGAGCUGCAUGUGUGGGAUCUGCGGACCCUGCAGCCGACCAUGGAGCUUGGGCUCUCGCCAGAGCCGACGGCCAACACCUCGCUGGCAUUCAACCACAACGGGCGCAUGCUGGUGGCUGGUGGGGCCGAUGGCAUGAUCCGUGUCUUUGACAUGUCGACCGGGACACCUAUCAUGGGCUGGCCGGCCCACGACGGCGCUGCUGGCGGCGUCACAGGCGUUGCCUUUACCAACGACGAGACUUCGGUGGUCUCACACGGUGCCGACGGCAAGUUUACCCGUUGGUCGCUUCAUUCGCUCGGCUCGGAGCUGUACAUGUACAACACGACCGGCCUGACCGGCACCGGCGGCGGUGAGCUGUCAGGCCUUGCCAUGGACGGCGACGGUGAGUACAUGAUUGUGGGGACGAGCGCAUCGCACGGCGCUAUCUACCACGUCGAGCAGCACGCUCCUGUGCAGACACUUGGCGGGCACGGCAGCGCGGUCCGCGCUGUCGACUGGCAUCCGACGCUCAACUGCGCCAUCACCGGCUCGGCCGACGCCACUGUCCGCGUCUCCAAGCUCAUCAAGGCACUGUGAAGCCAGGCUUGCGUCUCGGCCUCUGGACGUGUGCCAGCUUACAACUUGUUUUACGGGACGGCCUGGCAGGUGCUCAAAAGUCAUACAUCGGGUUAAAGCCGUGGUGGGACUCGGACUCGGA